GUUACUCUCUCUCUCUUUCUCUCUAAAGCAAAUUUUUGACAUUUAGUCUCUUCUCUUUUCAAAUGUUUGACUUUACUAAAGCUUUUAAAUUAACCACAGCAUAGUAUAGUUCAUCCCUUUCUUACUAUAAUUAAACGAUAAUAAAAUAAUACAUAUUAACAAAUAAAUUUCUUAAAAAAUAAAUAAUUUUACAAAACAACUAAUAAAAAUAUGAUAAGCCACAGAGUUUUUCAACAAAACGCACGCAGUAAUUCUUUACGAAAAUUCUUUUCACAACUAUUCAUUCUAUCGAAAACCUGAUAACUCACAAAGUUUUGCAAAAACAGUUGGAAAUGUUAUGUACACCGAUGAAAUUGAAAGUUAAAGUAAAGUUUUUGGAAAAACAAGAAAUGACCCAAUAAUGGAUGAUUCUUCGAAGAUGAAUGAUUGUGAUGAUGAAGAAGAAAACUUUGUUAUAUAUCCCGACAUUAAUAUAUUUUCUCCGCAGACCUCACAGAAAAGAAAUGAAAUUAAACUCAAACGCAACUCAGGCUUAAAAUAUACUCUUGCAAAAACCCAAAAAAGUGUUGAAGCUCGUAUUCAGGGACCACCUUGCGGUUGCAAGCGCAAUUGUCGACAAAAACUUAACAAUGCCCAUGAAGAUAUUUUUAAUAACUUUUGGACUAUAGGGUCUUAUGAUCUUCAGAAUUGCUAUCUUUUUGAUUGUAUUCAAGUGGGUGACAAAAGGAGAUGCUAUAAGACGAAAACUAAAAAUCAACAAUCCAGAAGAACAAUAUCGGCCAGUUAUACGGUAAAUGUGAAUGGUGUGAAUAUCAGUGUUUGUAAAGUUGAAUUUAUGAAUUUACAUGGCCUUCAGAACUCCAGAGGUAGACUAGAUCAUAUUAUUAAAAUGAAGAGAGAAGGAGCGAUUUUUCCUAAAACAGAUGGUCGUGGCAAGCAUACUAAUAGAUGUAAUAAGAAAACAAACGAGUUCUGAAAAAGAAUAUAAAAUUUAGUCGGAGUUGAAAAUAAAUAUUAGAAUUGUAAUUUUAUGUAUAUAAUUUAUGAAUUAUGAUAGACUUAAUGUUAUUAGUUUUUGAAAUAAAUAAUUUACAACCUAUGUGGGUCAUUAACCGUA
Lucilia cuprina (Australian sheep blowfly) is the source of this 1117-nucleotide messenger RNA. RefSeq lists its product as uncharacterized. Lineage: Eukaryota; Metazoa; Arthropoda; Insecta; Diptera; Calliphoridae. The record is from RefSeq and is a predicted model, not a curated record. The coding region runs from base 401 to 976 and encodes 191 amino acids. The transcript is spliced from 2 exons.